CUCAUCCCUCCUCCUCCUCCUCCUCCCCAUCUCUCCCUCCCUCCUCCCUCCCUCCGUGCGCGCCGGCCGCGGCGGCGCCGCGCUCCCUCCAGCCGCGCCCGCGCAGCCCCCGCAGUCUGUUUGGAUUUAUUUCUACCAAAUUAAGGCAGUGGCAAAAGUCCUAACUGAAAAAGAUGGUUGCCACCUCUCUGUCCUGACUUCCUCAGUCCGUCAGACGACGAAAGAGCCUGGAAAAAGUCGGAUGGGAGUGGGAGCCGUGUCCUUGUAUCCGUGGCGUUUACAAAGGAGCAAAUGCCAGCAUGACUAGGGCCUGAGGAAGUGCUUCUGUGUUCCUACCAAGGGUUUGCGGGUACAGAAUAAGGGUACAAGGACAGUAGGGGCCUUCUGAGCUACCAUGGACAUCCCCACUGAUUUGGUGCCGUCCUCCAUGAUGUCUCAACCAGAGGUGAUUGAGUCCACAGCCAUGAGCGAACCACAGUGCUACUACAAUGAAACCAUUGCCUUCUUUUAUAACCGAAGUGGAAAAUAUCUAGCCACUGAAUGGAACACUGUCAGCAAGCUUGUAAUGGGACUGGGGAUUACUGUCUGCAUCUUCAUAAUGCUGGCCAACCUCUUGGUUAUGGUGGCUAUUUAUGUCAACCGCCGAUUCCACUUCCCUAUUUAUUACUUAAUGGCCAACUUAGCCGCUGCGGACUUUUUUGCAGGGCUGGCGUACUUCUACUUAAUGUUCAACACAGGACCCAACACUAGAAGAUUGACUGUAAGCACCUGGCUGCUUCGUCAGGGCCUCAUUGACACUAGCCUGACAGCCUCUGUAGCCAAUUUGUUGGCCAUUGCCAUCGAGCGGCACAUCACAGUUUUCCGCAUGCAGCUGCACACUCGGAUGAGCAACCGGCGAGUGGUGGUCGUGAUAGUUGUUAUCUGGACUAUGGCCAUCGUCAUGGGCGCCAUACCAAGUGUCGGAUGGAACUGUAUUUGUGAUAUCACUCACUGCUCCAACAUGGCACCGCUCUAUAGUGACUCCUAUCUGGUCUUCUGGGCUAUUUUCAACCUGGUCACUUUUGUGGUCAUGGUGGUCCUAUACGCUCAUAUCUUUGGAUACGUUCGCCAAAGGACUAUGAGAAUGUCCAGACACAGUUCUGGACCCCGCAGGAAUCGGGACACCAUGAUGAGCCUCCUAAAGACUGUGGUCAUUGUGCUUGGUGCUUUCAUUAUCUGCUGGACCCCAGGAUUAGUCUUGCUGCUCCUAGAUGUUUGCUGCCCUCAGUGCAAUGUCCUGGCCUAUGAAAAAUUUUUCCUGCUCCUGGCAGAGUUCAACUCCGCCAUGAACCCUAUCAUCUACUCCUACCGCGACAAGGAGAUGAGUGCAACCUUCAAGCAGAUACUCUGCUGCCAACGCAGUGAGAACACCAAUGGCCCGACUGAAGGCUCAGACCGGUCAGCAUCCUCGCUCAACCACACCAUCUUGGCUGGUGUCCACAGCAACGACCACUCGGUGGUGUAAAACCGCAGCCAGCCGUGUGGCUGACGAGAGGCAGCAGGUGACGCUGCGGA
This is a messenger RNA of Dryobates pubescens (Downy woodpecker), 1554 nucleotides long. RefSeq names its product lysophosphatidic acid receptor 1 (gene LPAR1). The transcript is spliced from 5 exons. Lineage: Eukaryota; Metazoa; Chordata; Aves; Piciformes; Picidae. The record is from RefSeq and is a predicted model, not a curated record. Gene Ontology annotation, molecular function: lysophosphatidic acid receptor activity. Bases 395 to 1504 code for a protein of 369 amino acids. Gene Ontology annotation, biological process: neurogenesis; phospholipase C-activating G protein-coupled receptor signaling pathway. Gene Ontology annotation, cellular component: membrane.